Brienomyrus brachyistius is the source of this 719-nucleotide messenger RNA. It is a transcript of the gene eny2, whose product is annotated as ENY2 transcription and export complex 2 subunit. The coding region runs from base 277 to 567 and encodes 96 amino acids. Gene Ontology annotation, biological process: regulation of transcription by RNA polymerase II; poly(A)+ mRNA export from nucleus; positive regulation of DNA-templated transcription. Lineage: Eukaryota; Metazoa; Chordata; Actinopteri; Osteoglossiformes; Mormyridae. Gene Ontology annotation, molecular function: transcription coactivator activity; chromatin binding. Gene Ontology annotation, cellular component: SAGA complex; DUBm complex; nuclear pore. The record is from RefSeq and is a predicted model, not a curated record. The transcript is spliced from 5 exons.
UAUGCGCAGGAUUAGGGCUAAAAUAUAGCAGUUACAUGACUGCAUACGGGUAGCGUGGUGUCUACAAAUGUCAUAUAUGUUUGCAUACUAAAAUUCUGCAAUUUUCAACCGCGCUAUGCAGUAAACUGCUAUAGUACAGCCGAGAUAUCUAAGCAUUCAGAUGCAUGCAAAUGCGAUGAAGCGGUGAUCACUUCAGAUUUAUGCAUAGAUUAGAUGAAGGAAUGAAGGUGCUAUUUGGAGAAAUCGGUCGAAGAUAGAGGAUCACUGAGGGUGAAUAUGAGUAAAGAGUCACAAAUGAGAGCUGCUAUUAAUCAGAAGUUAAUAGAAAUGGGCGAACGGGAGAGGCUGAAGGAGUUACUUCGAGCCAAACUUAUAGAAUGUGGAUGGAAGGACCAGCUGAAAGCACACUGCAAAGAUGUCAUCAGAGAAAAGGGAUUUGAACAUGUCACAGUGGAGGACCUGGUUGCAGAAAUUACACCAAAGGGAAGAGCUCUCGUGCCAGACAGUGUGAAGAAAGACCUUCUGCAAAGAAUAAGGGCAUUUCUAGCCCAGCAUUCUGCGUUAUGAAGGGAGCUUUUCAUUUUAAUGCCAUGUUGUUGCAUCUUAACCAAGACGUGAGAUAAUCUUCAUUUUUGGUACCUUUUUUUUAGUUGUUUUUUCAUAAUCAGGCACCGGCUCUGGGAUGUUCAGGUUUAUCAAUAAAUGUUUUUGCUUUCUCA